Triplophysa rosa is the source of this 6677-nucleotide messenger RNA. Its product is annotated as potassium voltage-gated channel subfamily H member 7-like. The transcript has 15 exons. Gene Ontology annotation, cellular component: membrane. Lineage: Eukaryota; Metazoa; Chordata; Actinopteri; Cypriniformes; Nemacheilidae. Bases 483 to 4010 code for a protein of 1175 amino acids. Gene Ontology annotation, molecular function: inward rectifier potassium channel activity. The record is from RefSeq and is a predicted model, not a curated record. Gene Ontology annotation, biological process: membrane repolarization during action potential; potassium ion transmembrane transport.
AUCGAACUUUAAGCUACUCGGUUACUAAAACUGCAGAGAGUCACGAGCUCAGUGACUCUGCCCCCUUUACGCGUCAUGGACGGAACGAGCGCAAUGUGCCUGAAUCUGCGCCGGGGUGAGUUUGGUUUCAGUCUGGGGCGGAGGAGCUCAGCCACAGCCCCUAGAGGCGGAUAAACACACAGUCUUCCGUUCGCGUUCAGCACCACCACGGGACUCCAUCCAUCCGCGGACAGCGAUGCUUCUCCACCCGAAUCUCACCCGAGUCGUCCUCGCGUCCGAUUCCUCUCGGUGUCGGGUUCGGGGAGUUCAGCCAAGGUUCCGACACGCGUGUGACCACAACCACCGUAUCUGAGUUAACAUCAACAAAAGGUGGCCGAAAGUGGAGAGAUCGCGCGCUACAUCUGACAAAGAGCUCGUGGUUCAGAUGUAACUUUGUGGAGGAAAACGGGUUUUCGUGCGCACAUCUAAAGACUGUUGUCAUCAUGCCUGUAAGGAGAGGUCAUGUCGCUCCUCAAAACACGUUUCUUGGAAUAAUAAUACGGAAAUUCGAGGGACAGAAUAAGAAGUUUAUCAUAGCUAAUGCCCGGGUCCAGAACUGUGCUAUUAUUUACUGUAAUGACUCAUUCUGCGAGAUGACAGGAUUCUCACGGCCGGACAUCAUGCAGAAGCCUUGUACGUGUGACUUUCUGCACGGGGAGCAAACAAAGCGACAUGCGAUUGCCCAGGUGGCUCAAGCACUCCUGGGGUCAGAGGAACGGAAGGUGACCAUCACGUACCACCGCAAGGACGGUUCAGAAUUCCUCUGCAACACUCACAUCAUCCCUGUGAAGAACGAAGAAGGCGUCGUCAUGAUGUUCAUCCUGAACUUCGAUUGUGUUCUCGACGAGAACAAUGACUCCACAGAAAGACUGAACCUCACCCCGCCUGCCAAAUCUGACAUCAGAAAAGGAAGAUUCUUCCACUUCCGCCUGCCAUCGUUGAAGCUGUUGGGGACCAGUAAACAAUCCCUCCCCCAGGAGGAUCCAGACACGGUCCUGGUGGACACGCCCAGGGCCAGUGAAGACUCUACGGCCGCGACGGACGUCCGCUCGCCCACAAAAGACCCCUGCAGUCCGGCGGAGACCAAUGACACGCAAGCGCUCAUCAGUUCCAGCCCUCAUUCCUCUCCACUGUCUGUUCCCCUCGACCACUCGUCCCCCAAACAGACCUGGGACCGUCCCAGUCCAUCCCAGGCUCAGUCCACCACCUUCCUGGCCCAGUCCAUCUCUAGAAACAGCGUGUGCAGCAGACGACGAGCUUCAUCCGUCCAUGACAUCGAAGGGCUCAGCGCGAACUCCAAACGGAUGUUUUUUGACAGGCAGGCAAGUGAAGGUCCAUUCAACCAUUUCAAGUCCAGUUAUCUAGGAUCGACCUCCGACUCGAACCUAAACAAAUACAGCACCAUUAACAAGAUUCCUCUCAUCGCUCUCAACUUCUCUGAGGCCAAUGACAAGAAAGCACCCUCUCCUCCGUCCUCCGAGAAAACCAUCAUCGCACCCAAGGUCAAAGACAGAACUCACAAUGUCACAGAGAAGGUCACGCAGGUCCUGUCGCUCGGUGCAGACGUGCUGCCCGAGUACAAGCUUCAGACGGCACGCAUCGACAAGUUCACAAUACUGCACUACAGCCCUUUCAAAGCAGUCUGGGACUGGCUCAUACUCCUGUUGGUCAUUUACACGGCCAUUUUAACUCCUUACUCCGCUGCCUUCCUGCUCAACGAUCGCGAGGAGCAAAAAAGACGAGAAUGUGGCUACUCAUGCAACCCCCUCAACGUCGUGGACUUAAUAGUGGACAUCAUGUUCAUCAUCGACAUCCUCAUUAACUUCCGCACCACGUACGUGAACUUGAACGAGGAGGUCGUGAGCCAUCCGGGGAAGAUCGCCAUCCAUUACUUUAAAGGCUGGUUCCUUAUAGACAUGGUGGCGGCCAUUCCCUUCGACCUGCUUAUAUUCGGCUCGGGGUCUGACGAAACAACAACUCUAAUUGGUCUAUUGAAGACGGCGCGACUUCUGCGAUUGGUUCGUGUUGCCAGGAAGCUGGACCGUUACUCUGAAUACGGUGCGGCGGUUUUGAUGCUCCUCAUGUGUAUAUUUGCUCUUAUCGCUCAUUGGCUUGCCUGCAUCUGGUACGCCAUUGGAAAUGUGGAGAGGCCAUACCUGGACCAUAAGAUUGGCUGGCUUGACAAUCUCGGGGUGUCCAUUGGGAAAAGAUACAACUACAGCGACCCCAGUUCUGGCCCGUCCAUAAAGGAUAAAUAUGUCACUGCCCUGUACUUCACCUUUAGUUCGCUGACCAGCGUGGGCUUCGGAAACGUGUCUCCAAACACCAACUCUGAGAAGAUCUUCUCCAUCUGUGUCAUGCUUAUUGGAUCUUUAAUGUACGCCAGCAUCUUCGGUAACGUUUCGGCCAUCAUCCAGCGGCUGUAUUCAGGUACAGCGCGAUACCACACGCAGAUGCUCCGUGUCAAAGAGUUCAUCCGCUUCCAUCAGAUCCCGAAUCCACUCCGGCAGAGACUGGAGGAGUACUUCCAACACUCGUGGACAUACACCAACGGCAUCGACAUGAACACGGUCUUAAAAGGCUUUCCAGAGUGUUUGCAAGCAGAUAUUUGUCUGCAUCUAAAUCAAAGCCUGCUUGAGGGAUGCAAAGCGUUCAGAGGCGCCACUAAAGGCUGUCUGCGUGCUCUCGCUAUACACUUCAAAACUACCCACGCACCACCUGGAGAUACUCUCGUGCACUGUGGGGACGUCCUCACCGCUCUAUACUUCUUGUCUCGGGGAUCCCUCGAGAUCCUUAAGGACGACAUUGUGGUGGCCAUUCUGGGGAAGAAUGACAUAUUUGGAGAGAUGAUUCACCUGUACGCCAAACCCGGUAAAUCUAACGCAGACGUGAGAGCUCUGAGCUACUGUGACCUGCACACGAUCCAGCGAGAGGAGCUGCUGGAGGUUCUGGACAUGUAUCCGGAGUUUGCCGACUCUUUCCUCACCAAUCUGGAGCUGACCUUUAACCUGAGAGAUGACAACAAUACAAAGGCAACAUAUUCACAAGCCAGUGAUUCUGACGGAGAGGAUUCAAAGAGUCGGAGGAAGAUUUCCUUCAAACGCAAACCCUCCAAAGGGGAAAGUCUGAAAGAAACGGACAGCGAGUUCAGGAAGGAACGUCGAGAGUCUCGGCUCAGCUCUAAGAGAAGCUCAGAGGACCGCCACACCUCCAGAGAGGAACAUCAAAGUCUUCUGGGAGCAGGAAUAAUGGAGGAUCCAUCAGUACACAGCUGCACGUCCACACCCGGCUUCGUCUCUCCAGAUGAACACAUGGAACGCAGACUGUGCGGUAAUGGUGAGAUAGGUAUACAGACCACUGGAUGGUUAGCAGAUGGAACCAAACGGCACAUGGACACGACCACGCCGGGGCAGCGCGGCACAGAAGACGAUGAUCUGGACUGUGACAUCACAUAUGGAGAAGUGGAGCACAAACUCGACCAGCUGCAGCAACACCUGAGCAGGUUGGAGUCCCAGAUGACAUCAGACAUCCAGAGCAUCCUUCAGCUGUUACAGAGACAGACGUGUUUAGGACCUCCGGCCUACAGCAGCCUCACAGACUACAAGAGACCGGCCAUCAGAGUACAGCCUGUAGCUUCUGAACCCACCUGCCAAUCACCCUCCACGACCUCACAGAACACAGAUUUUUUGAGCAUGACAAACGCCCGUUUCAAUUCCAAAGACUCUCCGUCUGGUCUGUCUCUCAUGGACUCAAAUCCACAGCAGAGCUAUGGGACACCACAGCCAUCACAGAACUCCGCUCCCACAUACACUUUAAUAAACAGUCAGACUCUUCCACUCACGCAUUCCAAAUCUCAGCUUCUAGUUCAGCAAUCUUCCCCUCCAGACACGCUGCUGAACAGCGUAGCAACAGGAACUGUGGCUCUUCACAGACCUCUGUCUGAUCCAGGACUACUGAAAGAACAGCACUGACUCUCCUGACUGCAGUAGGAAAACUGAGGACAUCACACAGCACUUCCUGAGAAAACUUCUGCAUUUCCUGGAAGUUUAACAGAGAGAACAUUUUAAAACAUGCAUUGGUCUAAUGCACCUUAUGAUUCUCCACUGGCACUCCUCUAGGCCUUGACAUUAGCUUCCUCUGUGAUGUCACUUCCUUCUAAAUUGUGCUCCUCGAUGCCGAAGAUCCGACCAACCAUGAACCAAACUUCCAUUUUCAGGAAGUUUUUUUAAGACAAGAAUGAUCGAAAUUUCUGGACAGGUUACCAUGUACUACUUUGGUGUAAGAAUCAGGAUAUUACUAAUGGCUUACAGCAUCUGGCGGGCCAUUGUAUAUUUGAGAUUAUCAAGUUUGAAAUCACGCAUUAAUAUUUUAAUUGAAGUGAAAGUUCUGAACUUAAAGGGGUCAUAUGACACGGCUAAAACAAAUAUUAUCGUUUGUUUUAGAUGUAAUGCAAUGUGUAGACACUAGGGGUGUAACGGUUCAAAUUACUCACGGUUCGGUUUGUGUCACGGUUUUAGGGUCACGGUUUCGGUUCGGUUUGUGCUAUGUGCAGGGAAAAGGGACUACUGACAAAUAAAAAUAAGAACAAAUAAUCAAGCUACAAGUAACCGCACCAAUAAAACAACAGAGCAAAGCAGAAAAUGAAAUAAGAUACUGUAUAUAUACCUUUUAAGGUAGAAAUGGAUUAAAGUAAACAAAUAAAACACAACAUUGCAUAUGGACAAAUGAAAUAAAGAUGAAUCAUAAUUGAAGUUACAGAAGCUAUUGAGUCACAAGCAGUGAGUGAUUUCCUUGACUUUUAACAGACCGCAGGAAUAUGCUGCUGUCGCUUUAAGAGGAAUGAAACCCAUCCAGUACACUGAUACUGUACACAUGUGUUGUUUUUCGUCUGUUUGUCCGUUACCUUAAGACAUAACUACUAUGUUUGUUAAGAUACUUAACAAACAUGCAUGUUUGUAUCUCCUCUUUGCCCCGCCUCUCUCAAACGCGCAGAUUUUUUACAAAGCUCAUCUCUCUGAAAGCGAGGUGUGCUAUGAUUGGCCAGUUAACCAGUGCGUAGUGAUUGGUGGAAUACUGCAAGCGUGUGAGGGAAAUGUAACGCCUCUUACCAUAUUUGGAACAUCAGGUUCCUCUUCAAUUGUACUGACAGGUACGCCCACCUUACUUGCGUAUACAUUUGGGCGGUCUUAGUCAAAUCAGACCACCAACUGACGUAGAUUUGUGGGGGUGUGGUUACACGAGGCGUUUCAGGCAGGUCUGGGUGAGCAUUCGCUUUUAGAUAGAAUGCAUCUUUUGUUCCGACACUUUCAUUUUUGCAAUUUUACGUGUCUAAUACAUGCAUGGGCAACUUAUAACACACCAAAGACACAGAAAAACACGUAAUUGCGCCAUAUGACCCCUUUAAAGAUGUAUUAUUUUGAGAACUCUUGGUAACUGAUGUGCCCCCUUUUGCUUUAAUCUCAGCAGCAUUGAAACAAAACCUGAUGAUCCACAUUAUCCAGCAUGAUUUGUGUUUAAAUUUAAAUCCAAAGUGGUCUCAGACUUUUACUGCAGCAAAGGAUUCAUAUGCAAAUGUCAUGCUAAAGUAAAAGUUUCUGCAAAUGGAAACAAGUAACUGCCAUGUACAUACAUUACCUGGGCAAGGACAACUUUAACAAGUGAGUAAAGGAUGCAUGGUUGAAGGUUUGACUAGUUGCAUGUUUACUGCAACAUAUUGGGAAGCAGGUUUAGUGUUGGCAUGCUCUAGGGCUAAUAACUAAGAAUGCACUGUUCUCUUAUAAUUGACUGUUUAUUUGCACCUGUUCAUGCUAGCAUGAACCAAACUCUGCACGCCAUACAAUAUUACACAGAUUCAUUUCUUUGAAAAGCAUUAGCAUACGGAACAAAUCAGCAGCCCCCCUCAAAGGAAUAUGAACUUUAAAAAAUCACAAUUCUAAAACUAGCCAACCAGAAACACUAGCAACAAUCACAUGAAACAAUGUAUCACACUGGCAUACAACAAGAGUUUAUAAAGCACCUAAACAUUUUAAAUAGCAUAAAUUCACAUAGGUGCAAAGAAAACUCUUAACAAAAGUGUUUCCCUGAGCGUGCACUAUUUCAUUUCCACAACAAAUUGUCACGGGUGGGCUCUGUUUGCAAGGUACAUUUUAGUCUCACAUGUAGCUCUGUAUACUGUAUGCAUAUUUAUAAAUAGGAUAUGUACAUUCAUAAGCUAUUGAUCAACUGUGAUCAGCUAUGAUAAUGUUCAUUUGAACUGACAUUUAAUGUCUUUAAGGUACAGAGGAAACAAAACUCACUGUUUUCCAAAUAUGUAGGUCACAGAGGUUUCCAUCUCAAACCAUAGUAGCAAUAACGGUCAAACACUGGAUCUACACACUCAUACAUUUAUUGUAUUGUAUUAACUGUCCUCUAAAGGGUUGAUUUGUUUAUUUAUUUUGCAAAGAUAAAUAUAAACGCUGACAUCAUAAAGUUUGUUACCUUUAAAUAAAGGGAGAGGUUUUUGUGUCUAUUUUGCUUCUCUGUAACUUUAAUUUAUACUUUAAACUAAUAUUAUUAGUUUAAACAGUAUGUACAACGUAUAUAUCCAGUAAUGAAAUGGCAGAUUUUUUAUGUGCAAUAAACUCUUUGGAAACCCUGUA